Molecule: messenger RNA, 4949 nt
Organism: Pangasianodon hypophthalmus (striped catfish)
Lineage: Eukaryota; Metazoa; Chordata; Actinopteri; Siluriformes; Pangasiidae
Gene: col28a1a
Product: collagen, type XXVIII, alpha 1a
Exons: 34
Coding region: 164-3574 (1136 amino acids)
Molecular function (GO): serine-type endopeptidase inhibitor activity
Source: RefSeq, a predicted model, not a curated record
CAGUAGAGGACAGUCAACACUGUACACUCUUAGAGAACUGAACACGACACACACUGUGAGUAACACGCUGUCUCUCUGUGCACACACUGACACCACUGGAUCUUAAUAUUACAAGGAAAUCAUCCUGGAUACUUAAGGUUGCAGGUGUGUGUGAGCGGGCAGGAUGAGGUGUGGCGUUGUGCUGUGUGUCCUGCUGCUGAUCUUGUCUGGGAGAGGUCUGAGUCGACGGAGGAGCAGACAGAAAGUAGACAAUCUAGUGGUCCAAAAUGAAGCAAAAGCUCUGACUUGUCCGGUGGAAGUGGCCUUCCUGGUGGACAGCUCUGAGAAUGCCAAGGGUCUUCUGUUUGAGAAGCAGCGUAGCUUCGUUCAGCGUUUCAGCACCAGGUUGUCUCCGCUGAGCAUUCCCGGCUGGCGCGUACGUCUGCGUCUGGCCGCGUUGCAGUACAGCAGCACCGUCUCAGUGGAACACAACUUCCGUGACUGGCAGGAUGUGGAUGUCUUCCAAAGCCGUGUGUUGUCCAUGGCCCACAUUGGUCAUGGCACAUAUUUGGCCUACGCCAUCUCGAACGCCACGCAGCUCUUUACUCAAGAGACGGCGAGCAGCAGUGUGCGUAUCGCCCUGUUGAUGACGGAUGGAGUGGAUCACCCACGUAGCCCGAGUGCCAUCGCUGCUGCCACAGACGCCAAAAACAACAACAUACGAGUGUUCAUCAUUGGCCUGACGCGAGACGGGCAGAGUGAUACCAGGCUGAGGUCCAUCGCCAGCCCUCCACCACAGAAGCACGUUUUCAGCCUUGAGGAUCCUCAGCUGGACGAGAGGCUUUUCAGAGAGUUGAGCACAGUUGUUAACACAGAGUGUCCACAGCCCAAAUCCUGUCUGUGUGAUAAAGGAGAGAGGGGUCCUCCAGGAAACCCGGGUAAACCAGGAAACCCAGGACGACCUGGCCCUCCUGGUCUCAAAGGAUUCAGAGGGGAACCCGGCUUGAACGGACGACCAGGAAUAGAAGGCCGUGAGGGAAGGCCAGGAGUGAGCGGGGAAAAGGGUGAGAGAGGAGAGUGCGGUGCAGCAGGACUGAAAGGAGAUCAAGGUGCAGAUGGACCACCGGGACCUCGCGGACCUCCAGGAGAGCAGGGUCCCAUUGGUGGUCCUGGAGAUCAUGGUCCACCGGGUCCUGCUGGACCUAAAGGUGACCGAGGACCUCCUGGAGCUUCUGGCCCUCCAGGAGAUCAGGGGAUUGGGUUUCCUGGUCCAAAGGGAGACAAGGGGAACCAGGGCAGACCGGGCCCUACUGGGCCUGUUGGGAUAGGAGAGCCAGGACCACCAGGAUCACCGGGACCACCAGGACCACCAGGCAACCAAGGUGUUCCAGGCGAGGGUUUACCAGGACCCAAGGGGGACAGAGGCUUUGAGGGUCCAAAAGGUGCACCUGGCCCUCCAGGGUUAGGCAUCAAAGGUGAAAAGGGGAAUACUGGAGCUCCAGGACCACAGGGACUGAUUGGAUUCCCUGGAGUUGGGAUUCAGGGAGAAAAGGGUGAACAAGGACCAGUUGGGCCGCCGGGCCUUAGAGGAGCUGCGGGUGUGGGCAUUGUAGGCCCAAAGGGGGAUCAGGGCUUCCCUGGUGAACAUGGACCUCAAGGAGAACGAGGCAUAGGAGAACCUGGACCAAAAGGGGAGCCAGGAUCAGAUGGUGCUCCAGGAAUUCCUGGCAUCCCAGGAGAAGAUGGAGCUGUGGGACCCAAGGGUGAGAUAGGUUUACCGGGUCUGCAAGGUCCUGAUGGUGCACCAGGAAGAGGGAUUCCAGGAGAAAAGGGCGAUCAAGGUGACAGAGGGGUUCGUGGUCUUCCAGGAUCUCCAGGACCCGCAGGACCACCGGGGGCGAAGGGAGAGCCUGGUAGUCCUGGGAUGUUGGGGAUGCCUGGGCCCCCAGGGUUUGGAUAUCCUGGUUCAAAGGGUGAGCCUGGGCCUGUGGGUACUCAGGGCGUGGUCGGAGAGCCAGGAAUCGGACUUGCAGGGCCAAAGGGUGACAGAGGACCACCUGGACCGGUGGGACCACAAGGGUUACCGGGAGAAGGUUACCCUGGGCCUCAGGGACUUCCUGGAUUGCCUGGAGUACCAGGAGAAAUGGGACCAGAAGGAAAAGGACUACAAGGACCUAAGGGGGACAGAGGUUCACCUGGGGUUCCUGGGCCACCAGGGCCAACUGGGAUAGGACAGUUAGGACCAAAGGGUGCGACUGGUCAGCCAGGUCCUCCUGGUCCUCCAGGUCCACCUGGUGAGGGUAUUCAGGGCCCGAAAGGAGAGCCCGGCUUCCAGGGACCACCAGGCCCCAGAGGUCUCUCAGGAGAUGGCCUUCCAGGACAGAAGGGGGACAGGGGUUUGCCUGGUGACCGUGGGAGAAAAGGAGACAGCGGAGAUUUCGGAGCACCUGGGCAAACAGGAGCAGCGGGAAAACCUGGUGAGAAAGGAGAUCCUGGCCUCUCGAGAGAAGAAGUGAUCAAAAUAAUCAGGGAAAUCUGUGGUUGUGGUCUGAGGUGCAGCGAGAGUCCCCUGGAGCUUGUGUUCAUAAUCGACAGCUCUGAGAGCGUCGGCCCUGAGAACUUUGAGCUUAUGAAGGACUUUGUGAACGCUCUGAUAGACCGUGUGGCUGUGAGCCGUGAGGCUACACGUGUGGGAGUUGUGUUGUACAGUCAUUUUGACAUGGUGGUGGUCAGCCUUCAGCAGGUGAUCGAUCGCACCAGCAUUAAAGCCGCUGUACGCAAGAUGCCCUAUCUGGGUGAAGGUACUUUUACGGGAAGUGCUAUCAGCAGUGCCACGCGGUUGUUCCAGGCCUCACGGCGUGGUGUGAGGAAGGUGGCUUUGUUGCUGACAGAUGGACAAGCGGACAGACGGGAUUCGGUGCAGUUGGAGGUCGCUGCAGAAGAAGCGCACGCUGCUGGAAUAGAGAUGUUCGUAAUCGGCAUAGUGAAUCGCAGCGAUUCAGAUUACGCCCAGUUUCAGAGAGAGAUGAGAUCCAUUGCUUCAGACCCGGAUGAGGAGCAUGUCUACCUCAUCCAUGACUUCAUGAACUUGCUCAACUUGGAGAUUGAGAUACUGAGUCGGAUCUGUGAACUGGAAGAUGGCUCAGUGCUCAGCUCAAACAGGAUCAUCAGUUUCCCAGCUGGCAAAGAGCCUGAACCUCCAGUGGGGUUUAAGACUCCCUCUCCAAAAACGUAUGAAAUUGGCAACGGGAAGACGUCAGUGUUCAAAGAGGAUGUGAAUGAUUUUACAGCAGGGAACAGAGUGAGUCUCCAACCUCCUGUCGCGACUGUGACAAGACCUUGGCCUCCUACAAAUGUCCUGUUUGAGCCUGAGAUCAGCUCUCCUUCACAGAUUCAACCUCCACCAUUCCAGUCUGGAGCAGCUAUAGGCUGUACAGAGAGGCUUGACCCUGGGCCGUGCAGGAGCUAUGAGGUGAAGUGGUACUACAAUCCUUUGGCUAAUGCCUGUGCCCAGUUCUGGUAUGGAGGUUGCCAAGGCAACAGCAACCGCUUCGACACACACCAGAGCUGCAUGGACACUUGUGUGAAAACAUGACGUGGCUCAGAAACUUCACCCAGUUCAUCACUUUUAAUGCAGUAAAUGGGAAAAGAUGAAAAGUUUUAUCUGGUUGAACUGUAAAGGAAACAUUUAUGCUUAAGUAGUGUAAAUACAAAUGAACAAAUUGUUACUUCUUUUUAUUAGGAAAUGUGAAUAGUACAGUGUGUGUACUGAACGUGUAAGUGGUAAAAAGGUAUUGAUUUUCAUUUGGAUGUGAUUUGCAGUUUAUACAUAAGGAUAAAACACUUAGGGGUGUGCUUUUAUCGGAAAAUAACUAACAGUGUGGUAGUGUGAUGUGGCUCGACGCGAAAUGGAGUUGCUUUUACUUUUUUAAAAAAAAUUAUUUUACCAUAACAGCACAUACCAAAGUGUUUUAUUCCUCUUAUCUGACUUUGCCAAAGUAACAUUUUUGUAUUUAUUAAAGAGCAACACAGCAAACUUUUUUUUUUUCAUUUACAGUUUAUACUAAGUUGUAGAACAUCCAUUAAAAAAAGUUAGUUCCUGUUAUCCCUUAUGUUAUUACAGCUCUAAACAGCUGCUCCCUCAACUGGCCUCGCUUCUUCUCUCUCUUGAAGUUAAUAAGACAAAAAAAAAAAUGCGGUUUGUCAUGUUACCAAGAAUCCACAGACUCAAAACUUAGUUACAGCUUUACCUCUGCCUGUUAGAAAGUGCUGACACUGGAGGCUCCUUCCACAAAUACAAACAGGAAAGCUUCAUCAUAUCAGCACAUUAUCACCAUAUCAACAUACACCCAUUUUUUAAUGCUUCUGUGUGGAGUGUCCACAGUACAAGUCCCUGUGUAAGCUGUUACUAUAGAAACCUCAACCUUCUGACUAACAAGAAUCGAGAAUACAGCAGUGCUGUGGUGUUUAUACAGGCUGAUUAAUGUAGAUACUAUGGAUUUUUUUUUGGUAGAAAGUUGCAGUUACAUGAUGUUUUAAUACUGAAGGCUUGGAAUCAGAUUGCUGCCCAGGAACAAAACAGAAAAAAGAUGAGAAAAUCCACAAGAAUAUAGUAAACUUUACAUAUGAUAUCACUAUAUACAAGUUAUGAGCAAUGAUUGCCUUUUGCAUUCAUUGUGAUCUUUAGAUUCCAAUAAUUAGGAUUUUAGGAUCGUCAAUAUUAUAAUUUGAGAUGGCACCGAUCCGAUACCCAGCAAAAAAAUGGUGGAUCAGGUAUCAGAGGGGAAAAAAUAAUUUGAAAGAAUGUGAUUGGAAUUCGGUUUGGAAAAAGAUUUUUAAAUGUUUGCAUAUAAAGAGUCUUGAUUUUAUUUUUUUGUUAGAAUUGAUUAUAUUUUUGUAUGAAAGCUGCAGUUUUGUGUACAUUGUAUUUUUAGUGCUUUAGGUAAUCAUUUUAAAGCUUAGUAGUUUUU